Molecule: messenger RNA, 3992 nt
Organism: Thlaspi arvense
Lineage: Eukaryota; Viridiplantae; Streptophyta; Magnoliopsida; Brassicales; Brassicaceae
Source: the annotation of a GenBank genome assembly
CACCAUCCUGUAUAAUUUCUAAGGUUGCCUGAGUUUGAAAUCUCAAAUCUAUAGUAAUCUACAUAUUUUAGUAGUAUAAUUAGUUUAAUUUGACCUUAGUUUAAAUUUGUUUUUUUUUUUUGGGCAAAAUCUGGUUGGAAGUUGGAAUUACGAUUCCAGAGAUAAAUGGCUAAUCCCACAGUUUCUCUUUCUCCUUGUAUACUGACAUGAACAACUAUAACGCCACGAAUCUUUCUUCUCCUUUUGAUUCUUUCACAAGAAAGCCUCACCGCAUUGAAGGGCUUGCACCUUCCCGGAGAUGUUUUCGCUCGUGGGUUGCGCGUUCCUUUCUGGGGUUUUCCUGGGAAUCGUCGCCCUCCUGGCGGCGGAAGCUGCGGGAUUCAUGUAUCUUCUGAAGCGAUUGAAUCGGAAGAGAGAUCAUCAGCUUGCGUCAAAAUCCGGCUCUGAUCCAUCUACCGAGGAUUCUAACCCUCGCGAAUCCACCGAUUUCCCUCUCAACAAACAGGGAGUGAUCUGGAUUUUGGAGUUGGAUGAAGGUCUAAAGAACUGGAUGAAGGAAAAAUUAACAAAAGAGCAGAAGAAGAAGAGAGACUUCUUGGAGAUUCAUCCUCUUCGAAAAUUCGCUCGAAUCAAAGAUCACAAGCUGAUCGUGUCAGAUGCUGAUGGCACUUUGACUACGGUUUCUUUGAAAUGUUGCUCUAUUGAGGCUGUUUCAGGGUCUGAUCUCCCUACAAGAAAAUGGGCCAAAAGAUUUCCUAUAAAAGUUGGAAGCAAGAUUUCUUCACCCUUAUACAAGGGAGGUCAGGUGUUUUACAUCUAUCUCGAGACGUCCUGGGAAAAGGAAUCAUGGUGCAAAGCCCUUCGUCUUGCUGCUUGCGAAAAUCAGGAAAGGUUUAUUUGGUACUCCACCAAAUUGCAAGAAGAGUUCCGUAGUUACGUGACGUCUCUUAAUGUUGCAUACCCUUCUUUCAUGAAACCAUCGCUUGGGUUUAGUUUUGAGACACUUGACAAAGGGAACAGAACGGAUGGCUCUUCCUCAAAGGUGCGCUUGUUCUUGAAGAAAUUUUCGAGAAAGCGAUCAAAUCGUGAAGACAGGAAAACCUCUGCCCGUUCUUAUCAAGAUUCACAACAUGGAAGUAGCUCAGGGAAGAGCAUCUCAGGAAAGAAGAUGGGUGAUCAUAUCACAGAUGAAACUGAUGUGCCUAUAUUUUCACGUUCUGUGAGCCAUAGCAGUCAUAUGUCUGGGGUUUCAGAUGGAGACUGUGAAGAUAAGUUUGACAUGGAUGAAGGAACAUUGGCGUGGAAUAUACUUAUUUCUAGGCUUUUUUUCGAUCUCAAACGGAAUACAGGAGUGAAGAAUUCUGUGCAAGCACGAAUCCAGCGGUUGUUAUCCAACAUGAGGACUCCGAGCUAUAUAGGCGAAUUAAUCUGCUCCGAUGUUGACACUGGAAGUCUCCCACCUCAUAUACAUGGUACUCGGGUUCUUCCAAUGGAGAUGAGUGGUGUGUGGGCAUUCGAACUAGAUAUUGAAUACUCUGGUGAAGCGGUGAUUGACGUUGAAACACGGGUUGACAUCCGUGAGGUGGAUCUGCAGAAAGGCAUAUCCGACACAAGGUUGCAGCCAAGUUCUGCAGGGGAAGUCUCGUCAAAUUCCGUUGAAGAUUUUGAAAAGCAAUUUGUCAUCCCUGUGGACACUGUUGAUGCAGGACAUGAUGAUACUUUUCGACUGAAUUUUCUUACCAUUUUUUUGUUGAUUGCAGAUGAAUCUAGGGGCUCAAAAGGAACGAAAGCGUCUCCAAAUGGUGUAUCCAGGUGGAAGUCUAUUCUUAAAAGCAUUGCUGAACAAGUUUCCCAGGUGCCCAUCUCUUUGUCAAUACGGGUGUCCUCUCUUCGAGGGACACUGCGGGUACACAUGAAGCCGCCUCCUUCUGAUCAAUUAUGGUUUGGAUUCACGAGCAUGCCCGAUAUACAAUUUGAUCUCGCAUCUUCUGUUGGGGAACACAAAAUCACCAACAGCCAUGUUGCAAUGUUCUUGAUCAACCGGUUUAAGACGGCAAUACGAGAAGCGGUGGUUCUUCCAAACUGUGAAAGCCUAACGAUUCCUUGGAUGAUUGCUGAAAAAGAUGAUUGGGUUCAACGCAAAGCCGCUCCAUUCAUGUGGCUUAAUCAAGAAAGCGAUCACAAUAGCUCCCAGGCAACAGACGCGAGAUCUAAAUCUGACAAGCCACCGACUUCUUCCUCCUGUGUCCAGUCUGAGCAAAUGCAGAAAACUGCAAACGCCACCCAGAAGCCGAUAAUUUCUGAAGCACGGACUCUGUCUUCUUCCUCCUGUGCUCAGUCUGAGAAAGUGCAGGAAGCUGCCGAUGCCGUCCCGAAACCGAAUACUGAAGCAGAGACUGUGUCUACGCCAUUGCCAAAUUCUUCAACUGUAACAGUUGAGAGUGACAAAUCCUUGGAAGACCUGAGAACUCCCUUACUGCUGCCAAGCAGCAGUGAAAAGCAGGAGACGAACUCAAGAGGCAGUACCGGAGAGAUGACGGUUGUUCAAUCACCAUCUAGGUCGAUCCUAUCAAGAGAAGAAGAUGAUUCAAGGGGAAAGAAACUGGGAAGAAGAGCAAGGAUGUUUGAUCUUGGGAAGAAAAUGGGGGAGAAGUUGGAGGAGAAGAGGCGUCACAUGGAGGAAAAGAGUAGACAAAUUGUUGAAAAGAUGAGAGGACCUUCUCAAAACGAGAGGGGAGAAGCUGUUGCAGGUUCCUCGUACAAAAAUUGAUUUAUAGAAACAGAGGAAGUUGGGCAUUGUUACAUGUACAGCACCUUGACAGAAAGCCAUCGAUGUCCGCGUUUUUAUCCGAUAUUUGACCAAUUUUUGUGUGAAAAUGUUUAUUGUUUGUUCUAAUAGAUACAAUACAAGAAACCACGUACUGGUCUGGACUCAAUUAUACAUAGGAAGUUGCAGGAAACAAACCAAAGAGAAACACAACAACACAAUCAAAACAGAGAUUAUUGAUACAUAGAGAGAACCUUGAACAUGAAGCUUGGUCCGGUCUAGUAAUCUUCCGGAGCCAAUGGCUGGUGGGUACUGUGGUGAGGAGCCUCGUUAACGCUGGGGAUGACCAUGUACUCAUAGAUGAGUCCGGCCAGUGCACCACCAAUGAAGGGCCCAACCCAAUAGAUCCAAUGGUUAUGCCACCUCCAUCCCACUAAUGCUGGACCAAAGGCUCUAGCCGGAUUCAUUGAUGCUCCAUCGAAUGGUCCUCCUACCAAAAUGUUUGCCCCGACUAUGAGCCCGAUAGCUAGCGGCGCUAUGAUCCCAAUACUCCCUCUCUUUGGAUCGAUUGCGGUUGAGUAGACCACAUAAACCAAGGCAAAUUAUACGAUUAGAUCUAAUAAGUAUGUCAAACCGAUCAUAUAUGUAAUAGUACAUAGAGAGUGAUGAGAAGUGAUAUACCAAGCCAUUAGUGGUAAGCCUCAACAAGAGACAAGCGAGGAUAGCACCAAGAAGCUGAGCAAUCCAAUAGUAGACUGCUCGGAUCACUGAAAUCCUGCCUCCAAUUAGAGCAGCAAAAGUAACCGCCGGGUUCACGUGCCCACCAGAGAUAUUGAUAGCCGCCGAAACAGCUGCAAACAGGGCCAAUGCAUGCGCUAACGCCACCAGAACUAACCCUCCGGGCGUGUUUGUCCCCGUGUGAGCCGCCGUGUAGAAAUUACUACGAACCUAGAGCGAGGAAUGAGCCUUCUCCAGCAAAGACGAAGACGAAAGUGGAAAGAAACUCGGCCAAAGUGGCUCUAAUGGAGUCCGGGUGCGUCGCCUCGUCAGCUCUGCCGAAUCCGUAUGCUCUUCUAGCAGAUGUUGCCAUUUAGAUCCCUAAUUUAAAUGACAAUAAUCAGAGCUCUCGGUGAUGGAUGAAGAAGAAGAAGAGACCAAGGAAGAAAAGGCAAGAGAAGAAGAAUUGAAAGAGGGAGAUCUUAAAAGAAGCCAAGCAGAAGUAAUC